AUGUCUGACUUGGUAGAAAUUGAUAGUCUUCUGUCAUCAAACACGCCUCUUAAUAACACCGAGGAUGGUGAGGAGGAGGCAAUGACAGCAUCUGAAGUACUUCAGAAGUUAGAGGAGGCAUGGUUGAAUGAAAAGUUUGCUCCUGAUCUUCUGCCUGUAAAAUCAAAUUUGGUUGAGUGUAUGCUGGCCCAGAUAGAUGCAAUGGAAGCUAACAUUGCAACUGCUAAGAAAGGAGACUUCAGAAUAAGUGUCCAUCGUAUGGAGAUUGACCGAAUUAGAUACAUCAUAAGCAGCUACCUCAGAAUUCGUUUGGCAAAGAUUGAAAAAUUUACAACACAUGUUUUACAAGAAGAGGAAAAACACAGAGAUACUGACACCCCUCUUUUGUCUGAUGCUGAGUUGGAAUUUGCAAAAGGGUAUAACAGCAGUGUCAUGUCCCACCUUACAAACACAGCUCUCAGACACAUGCCUGCCAAUGUUGCAUCCCUGAACUCAAAAGAGACAGCGGUUGUUCCAUUGGUGGACAGCUACGUGUUCUUGAAAGUCAAUGAAACAACCGAGAACGUCUUAAUUGAGGAGGAAACAGUGGACGCCGGAGAGGAAAUAAUGGAUCUUUUACAAGGCGACCAACACAUCAUGAGAUACAGGCCCGUUGCGUCUCUAGUGGAGUCUGGAGCAGUGUCCUUAAUUUAA
This is a messenger RNA of Candidula unifasciata, 693 nucleotides long. The record is from the annotation of a GenBank genome assembly. NCBI's taxonomy places the organism in Eukaryota, Metazoa, Mollusca, Gastropoda, Stylommatophora, Geomitridae.